GCGCGUGGCCGCCAGCGCCGGAAGUGAGCGGUGGCCGCGCCGAGGAGCGCGCGGCCGGGCGCGAGGCGGUCCGCCCCUGGGCCCCGCGGCCCUCAGCCCCGCCCUGUAUGCCGGGGCCGGACGCGCGGGCUCUGUGAUCCCCGCCGCCCGGCUCUGCGGCCGACCCGCCCAGUUCCCGCCGACGCCCGCUCUGUGGGUCGGUCAGUCAGUCACCGAGCGCGCGCCGCGGGAGCUGCGGUCGCUCUCAGCGUUCGGGAGAGGAGCGUCGCGCCUGGCGAGGCGGCAGCGGCGGCUGGAGGGCGCGAGCAGCUGCUGCCUAGCGCGGGGCUCCGGGAGGGCCGAGGGGCUGCCGCGAUGGAGCAACUAUCUGAUGAAGAGAUUGACCAUGGUGCAGAAGAAGACAGUGACAAGGAAGAUCAGGACCUGGACAAAAUGUUUGGGGCCUGGCUUGGGGAGCUGGACAGACUUACUCAGAGUUUGGAUUCUGACAAGCCCAAAGAACCAGUGAAAAGAUCUCCUCUUCGCCAGGAAACAAAUAUGGCCAACUUUUCUUACCGUUUCUCCAUAUACAACUUGAAUGAAGCUCUGAAUCAGGGUGAGACUGUGGAUCUGGACGCCCUGAUGGCCGAUCUCUGCUCUAUAGAGCAGGAGCUCAGCAGUGUUGGCUCAGGAAAUAGUAAGCGCCAAGUCACAGAACCCAAAGUUGCUCAGAAGCUACCUGCUAGCCGACAUACAUCAAAACAUGGUACCCUGAGAGGAGUGUCAUCUUCCUCUACUAGAACAACUAGGCCUCCGCAUGCUAACUACUCCCUGGAUGACAUCACUGCACAGUUAGAACAGGCUUCCUUGAGCAUGGACGAGGCUGCUCAGCAGUCUGCAGUAGAAGAUGCUAAGCCUCCCGCAACAAACCAGCACAGAAGGACCGCAUCAGCAGGCACCGUGAGUGACGCCGAAGUGCGCUCCGUUAGCAACUCCUCCCGGUCGAGCAUCACUUCUGCGGCCUCCAGCAUGGAUUCUCUGGAUAUUGACAAAGUCACACGCCCUCAAGAACUGGAUUUGACAGCACACCAGGGAAAGCCAAUUACUGAGCAUGCUACCUCUCUGAGCUGUCCCAGUAAGCAGGCCAAGCACCACUCUGACUUCACUGAAGAGCAGGCCCAACUGGCACCUCACUCCUAUCUGGACAGGGAAACCUCCCUUCUUCUGAGAAACAUUGCAGGGAAGCCUUCCCAUUUGCUGACCAAGGAAGAACAGGCAGCAAAACUGAAAGCUGAGAAGAUCCGAGUUGCUCUGGAGAAAAUUAAAGAGGCUCAAGUGAAAAAGCUGGUGAUCAGGGUCCACAUGUCUGAUGACAGUUCUAAAACAAUGAUGGUGGAUGAGAGACAGACAGUGAGACAAGUGCUGGAUAACCUGAUGGACAAAUCUCACUGUGGCUACAGUUUAGACUGGUCGCUGGUGGAGACAAUUUCUGAGUUACAAAUGGAAAGAAUCUUUGAAGACCAUGAAAACUUGGUUGAAAAUCUUCUUAAUUGGACAAGAGACAGCCAAAAUAAGCUUAUAUUUAUGGAGCGUAUAGAAAAAUAUGCACUUUUUAAAAACCCCCAGAAUUACCUUCUAGGGAAAAAGGAAACGGCUGAGAUGGCAGACAGAAACAAAGAAGUGCUGUUAGAGGAAUGUUUUUGUGGAAGUUCUGUAACUGUCCCAGAAAUUGAAGGAGUCCUUUGGUUGAAAGAUGAUGGCAAGAAGUCCUGGAAAAAGCGUUAUUUUCUCUUGCGAGCAUCUGGUAUCUACUAUGUCCCUAAAGGGAAAGCAAAGGUAUCUCGGGAUCUAGUGUGCUUUCUCCAGCUGGAUCAUGUAAAUGUAUACUAUGGGCAGGACUAUCGGAACAAAUACAAAGCACCCACAGACUGCUGUCUGGCCUUAAAGCACCCACAGAUCCAGAAGAAGUCUCAGUACAUCAAGUACCUUUGUUGUGAUGAUGCAAGGACCCUGCAUCAGUGGGUCAAUGGGAUCCGCAUUGCCAAGUAUGGGAAGCAGCUCUACACGAAUUACCAAGAAGCCUUGAAGAGGACAGAGUCAGCUUAUGAUUGGACCUCUUUAUCCAGCUCCAGCAUUAAAUCCGGAUCCAGUUCUUCCAGUAUCCCAGAGUCUCAGUCCAAUCACUCUAAUCAGUCUGACAGUGGAGUGUCUGACACCCUGCCCUCCGGACACAUCCGCUCCCAAAGUACUGUGAGCUCUAUCUUCUCGGAAGCCUGGAAGCGAGGCACUCAGUUGGAAGAGUCCAGCAAGGCCAGAAUGGAGUCUAUGAAUCGGUCCUACACUUCACUUAUGCCCCCCCUGUCCCCUCAAACUAAGAUCAUCACUCCCUAUACUGCCUCACAACCUUCACCACCUCUGCCUCCUCCUCCACCACCACCUCCUCCUCCUCCACCUCCACCACCACCACCUCCUCCUCCUCUCCCCAGCCAGUCUGCACCAUCUUCAGGCUCAGCAGCCACCAUGUUUGUCAAGUACAGCACAAUCACCAGGCUGCAGAAUGCAGCUCAGCAUUCAGGGACCCUGUUUAAGUCUCCAGCACCAUCAGCGAUGCAGCCUCUUCCUUUGGCUUCACAGUCCAAGGCUCAAAUUGUGGUGCCCCCCAAUGGAGUUAUUCCUCCACCCCCUCCUCCUCCCCCACCCCCAACCCCCGGCUCAGCCAUGGCCCAGUUAAAGCCAGUGCCAUGUGCCCCAUCCCUACCACAGUUCAGCCCCCAACCUCCACCCCUGAAGAUUCAUCAGGUUCAGCAUCUUCCUCAGGCAGCCCCUCCUACACCCCCAGCAGCUCCUCUCAUCCCUGCAACUGUGCCACCUCAAGCACCCCCUAAACCUCUGGUGACCAUUCCUCCUUCAGCCAGCACAAAGAUGGUGUCACCAGUAGUAGCACAAGCUGUACCACCUACCCCUGCACCUCCAGUGCCCCCAACAAAGAAACAGCCAGUAUUCCCUGUUUCUCACAUUCCACCCACUCCCCCUGUCCAGCCUACCCCACAUCCCCCACCAACACUACCCAAGCAGCAGAGCUUUGGGGUGAAGCCACCCCCCUCUCCACUGUCCCCUGUGCCCUCAGUUGUGAAGCAGAUGGCCAGUCAGUUUCCACCCCCUCCCACUCCUCCUCCUGUGGACUCUCAGCCCCUAAAACCUCUCCCAGCAAGUGUCACCCCACAGUCCCCUCCUGCAGUAAAAGCAAAACCCAAAUGGCAGCCCAGUUCAAUCCCUGCCCCUUCUCCAGAUUUCCCUCCUCCCCCUCCUGAAAGCAGCCUGGUAUUUCCUCCACCACCUCCUCCAGCCCCAGUCCCACCACCACCACCACCACCACCUCCACCACCACCACCACCACCAGUGUCACCUAUGGCUUCACCUACCCCUGACAAAGGUGGAUCUCCAGGCAAAAAGACAAGUAAGAUGUCCAGCCCUGGGGGGAAGAAACCACCCCCAACCCCGCAGCGCAACUCCAGCAUUAAGUCCGGCAGUUGUGCAGAGCACCCUGAGCCCAAGCGACCCUCGGUAGACAGUCUAGUCAGCAAGUUUGCACCGCCAGCAGAAUCAGGGUCUCCCAGCAAGGAGACCCCACCACCUCCUGCAGCACCCCCCAAACCUGGGAAACUACACCUUUCUGGAGUCAACCUCCCUGGAAUCCAUCAGCAAGGGAUUUUGUCGGCAAAACCCUCUGUUCUAAGUGGGCGUGGAAAGGACGCCGUGGUGGAAUUUCCAUCUCCACCAUCUGAUUCUGACUUUCCACCCCCUCCUCCUGAAAUAGAGCUUCCUCUACCCCCUAUCGAGAUUCCAGCUGUCUUCUCCGGGAACACCUCCCCAAAAGUGGCAGUUGUUAAUCCUCAGCCACAGCUAUGGUCUAAAACAUCAGUGAAGAAGGCCCCUCCACCUACCCGGCCCAAACGCAAUGAUAGUACCCGUCUCACUCAAGCUGACAUCUCUGAACAGCCAGCGAUGACCACAGUUGUGCCACAAGUGCCCACUUCUCCUAAAUCCAGCCUUAGCGUCCAGCCUGGAUUCCUAGCUGAUCUCAACAGGACACUGCAGCGCAAGUCUAUCACACGGCAUGGCUCCCUCUCCUCCUCACGUAUGUCUAGAGCAGAACCCACAGCCACAAUGGACGACAUGGCACUACCCCCACCACCACCAGAACUGCUGUCUGACCAGCAGAAAGCUGGCUUUGGAGGUAGUCAUAUUUCAGGCUAUGCAACAUUGCGAAGAGGACCCCCUCCCGCCCCUCCUAAAAGAGACCAGAAUACUAAGCUCUCAAGAGACUGGUAGCCACAAGACAUUUUCAUGCUAUCUAUAAUCAGUUCUACAAUCAGUUCAUCUGAUCAUCUGUGAAUCCAGGUGUUCAGAGCCUCCUGAUAUGUUAUUCAGGUAGUGUCCAGCUGUGUGUGUGGGUUUGUGUGUAUAUGUGCUGCAUGUGUGUACAUGGAUGUACACACAGCUAUACAGACAGUGUGUAUAUACAUAUGUAUACAUCUAUGUGUAUAUAUACAGAGAACUGAUUCUAUUUAUUCCUUCUGCCUCCUAAUCCAAAUAUGGAGUUUUGUAUAUUUUGGGUGGAAGAAGACAUAGGAGGGGAUAUGUUGUCACUUAAAACUUGUCUAGUGUAUGGAUUGGACCAAAUACUAGAAGGUAUUUCCUGUGUCUAUCCACGUGCCACCUAUCUGUGCAUGUGUUAUAGGAGAUGGGCAGUUUCUCAGCUAGAGUGUAUCAUCAGAAUGUUUGGUGUACUGAUAGGGCUUUUUUCUCUAUUUCUCCCAGUUUUUCCCAGUUCACUGGAUUUAGAACUGCUUGACUGACACUUAAAUACUACAUGUAAAGGGGCACUUUACAUCAGGGAAACUAUUAUACAGAAUGGGUAAACAGUGCAGGAAAGGGAGUGGUUGUAAAUGGGAAAGUCAUGGCCGUUCUAGUUGCAGUACUGCCAUGACCCCAGCCACAUCUAAGAUGUCUUCACAGGUAAGCUUUGUGUCCACAGCACAAGGAAUAUUUAAUGUUAUGAUCUGGGCUACCUUCAGUACUGUCUUGCAAAGCUUCAUCAACUUGGCUUUAUGAUUCUUGCUUUAUUGUGAAUGUCCAGUACACAUUGUAAUGUACUGUUCAGUUAUGUCUUCGGGUCACAAUCAUCUUCAUAUAUAGUGUGUGCAUUCAUAGACAUUUGAAUACAUGAAUAGUCUGAGUAUGAAAUAUAUACCCUGUGCCCAGUUUGGUUCAUUAUUAUAAAGACAGUCGCCUGCUGCAAUGCCUCCUUUACAAAUUGUUCUAUGAGAAAGAAAGAAAAAACUAAACUGGCCCCUGUACAGAUAUCUUUGAUGAAGUUACAAUGCAAAGAAUCCAUCUGGGAAUGGGAUUGUCAUGAACAAAAAGUUUCCAUAAUUUCAUCCAUAGCUAGUGGAGCUGCUAAGACCUUUGUUUGCUAUUCACAGCUCAAGUGUAGAGAUUUUUAUAAGUGACCAGAUGUUCUGAUGGAGCAGUGUCACAGUCCAGUGACAGUAAGUGACACACUGGCUAUGCAAAGGCAGCUAGGCAAACCUUGGCUGCACUGCUCCUAUUCUGUGUGCUUUUGGUAUGAGAAGUGUGUGCUCAUCAACUUAGAGUGACCUUAGAGCUAGCUAUUUUAAGAGGAUAAAAACUGGCCAUCCCACCAAUUACAAGUGAACAUGUCUUGUAAAGAAAGGCUGCCUACUAAAAAAAUAACCAGUGCCAAAUGCAAUCUUUUGGUCCUGUCCCUCAAAGAGAAAGCGGCUGCAAUGGAUCUGGGCCAAGACUCACUAGAGAGCAUAGUAUUUGUACUACUUCGUCAUAAAGACGUGCGAGUGGCACCCUUGUCACAUCUGCAGCCACUGUUCAGUGCCGUCACACAUUAGGAAGGAAAAAGACCAUUUAAGUCAUUGUAUUUUUUAAAACCCAACUUAAGGAAAUUUAUUGAAUCUUUCAAAUUGUUCACCAAGUAUUUAUGCUUGAUAUUCCUAUGAUGAAAUGACCUUUAACAUACUGAAUUGUUAGUUUCAACAAACACAACAAAUGCAGUCAAUCUGAGUACAGAGGCCAAGCCCCACUGAGGCUGGGAGAAGUGCUGCUUCCCUGUGCUUAUCAACCUGUGGCUCUACGUUCAAGAGAGUGGAUCCGGUUAUCCCCAGUAUUACUUUUUUCUUUUUAAAUUAAACCAGAUGAAACAAUUUAAGAUUUCCUUGAGUGGAAAAAUAUGUACUUCCGGUCUAUAUUAAGCCCUAAAUCAAUAGCCUUCUCUUUUUUUCCAGUGUGGAUUUCAUGGGAAUUCUUAAGACAUCCUGAGCUAUGACUUCUGUUUUAUUGUCAUGGGAGGGCAGAUAACUUUGAAAACCAGUAAUGCCAAAAAAAUGAGAGAGCAGUAACUACCCAUUUCUAACUCGCAUGACAGCACCCAGUUUCUUUAUAUUUCUCAAAGAUAAUAGCUGUUAAUUUUUUUUUAAAAAAGGUGAUACAUCGCAAUCUUUUUUUUUUUUUUUUUUUAGGUGACACAUUCCAAUCUUUGUUUUUAGCUGCCUAGAGUGUUUGAAGGUUGUGCUGAGGUGUAGUCUUGUUGCUUCUCUGUCUCUGAUGUGUUUGUUCAUGGACAAGACCCACUGCCAGACAACACUGGUUCUGUGCCUUCUCUCACUGCCCUUUGCUUGGCAGCUCCAGCUUACAUGGCUUUUUAGGCCAGUGAAAGGCACCCAGAGGCUGCCUGGACUGACUAGUGAAUAGGGUGAAGGACCUUCCCCUGAGGGCAGAACAGGUGCUUUUCAGAACUGGUGACUAGCUUUUUGACAACCUUAAUUUUUACUAUAUAAGUAAUCUCAAGAGUCUCUAGUGCUGAAGCUUUGGCACCAACUCUGAAGGGCAGCAGAAAACCACACUCCAGCUCACAGCUGUUAGAACGCUCGUCUACGUGAAUCUCACCACCUUGGCUUUUACUCCCAGGAGAUUUACAUGCUCAUUUGAAGGGGAGAAAAUUAAUUUUUAAGAUGUCCACUCACAGAUAACUAGAUUUUUUUCAAUAUCUGAACUUUUUAACCUGAGAAAGAUGGCUGUAUCUUACAGAUUAUCAAAAAGACAUUUUCAUCAGAUAAUUAAAACUAAUAAAGAUGACUGUGGGUUUUUUUUAAGUCCUUCAAAAUUAAGGUGCUCCUACCCCAUGGAUGGCAUAUCUUGCAAAGGGCUAAGAACUGUUUUGGGUUCCUUUUGUGUUACUUUGAUGUUAUAAAUAAUGUUGAAUUUGUCUAAACAGGAUUGAGAGGUCACAGGGUAACAAUUCCAAAAUUCAGAUUAACAGAGGUUUCAGAACCUGGAUUUGUUCAUCAGACUUUGAACUGAACAUAUUGUCACCUUUGCUAUUCAAAACCAAUUUUAUGUUACAAACACAAGGCAGUGUUUAAUCAAGUAAAAAAAUUCAUGCAAAUAUUUCCAUGUAUCUUCAGAAAUCAGAAACAGCAUUAUAACUGAUGUAAUCCCAGAUUCUACGCUAGCUUACUAAUUAAAAUAAUGGUCCUCUAUGGUUAGGUGACAAUUUCUAAUAAAAUAGGUAAAAAUACCUUUCUUUAUUAAAAAAAUCCCUUUCAAAUUAAAAAUACCUUUUGGAAUAUUAAUUACUUUUUAAUUUCUACUUUGCUUUAUCUGUAAUAUAUAACCUCCAAGUUUACCCAAGGGAAAUGCGAGAACAAAACUGAAUAUCCCACCAUCUUUUAAGAAGGUCCUUUUAAAAUGCAAUGAAAAUAUGUUACACCUUUAAAACUCUAGCAUCAAAAAUUACAAGUGCUCAGUGCCCUUAGGAGGACUAUAUGUAAAAGAAACCUAAAAUCUAGUGAAUUUAAUGAAAUAACAUACUUCCUAUGUAUACAAUGUAUGGGAGGGGGACAGGGGCUCUAAUGGGUUUUCUCUGAAGUAAACCAUGAAAGCUACCUGCUGGUAUCCCCAGUGCCUUGAACUCUUUAGAGAAUAGCAUUUAAAAACAACAUAAACCACACAUAAACUUUUGAGGUGCUAAUGAAAGAGAAGGAAGGUAAGUAUUUUUGAAGUUUGGGCAGAAAUGGGGAGGGGGUGACUCUUAGAAGAGGUUUUUCACCCACCUACAUGAGUAUUCCACUAAAAGAUGAAAAAGUGGUUUAGAAAAGUGGCUCAAGUCAACACUAGUCACACUUAAUAUCUGGCCAAAUUGGGAACAUGUUGUUCAUGAGCUGUGAAUUUCAAGCAAGGGAUUAAGAAUCAACUUCCUUUUAAAUAAAAAAAAUAAUAAUAAUAAUAAUCAACUUCUUAGGAAGACGUGGUUGCAGCAGGAGAUACAAGGGAUACAUUUUUUUUAAAAAACUAGCCAUUAAAUUUGUUACAAGUUAAUACCAAAAUCUGCAGUUUUUCCUAAUUCCACCUCCUAGUUCUUCCUGUAUUUGUAAAUAGUCCCUCCUAGAAAAUAAGCAUUAACUGGAAUGUGUUAAAUGACUGCUUAGUUUUACUGUCAGCCACUAGUGAACUCUUCUUCCUGAGAUGCAUAGGUAAAAUAAAUGAUUAGCGUGUGCUAAGUGUUGUAAAAAUACUGUUUACUGUUUUCAAAGAGAAUUGCACAGUAUCUUUAACUGGGGUUGUCCUCUUCUGUUUCUUUUAAAGAAAAAUGGAGUCAAGGCUCACUCUGACUUCUAGCUGUGAGAAUUUUGUCAUAAAUAGAUAUAAUGUAGAAAUAUACUUUUUUAAAGCAUGUACCUGAAAGAGGACAUUAUUCAGAGGAUUAUGCACAGCUUGAUAAGGAUGAAGUUGUGGUUUUCUUUCAGCCUUGUUGCUAUUAUUUUCUUCUGCAUAAAUGUACUCAUUUCAUUAUGUGCCUUGCUCCCUGAUUGUGCAAAGCUAUAUAUAUACAUACAAAUAUAUAUAUAUAUAUAUAUAUAUAUGAGAGAGAUAUAUUCACUCAGUACUACUGAUGUUUUUGUUCUACUGCUGGAUUAAGUUAUUGUCUGAGUUACACUUGCCACGUGUCAUAAACUAUUGUAAUGGCUUAGGACAGUGGUCAUAUAAACAGAGUAAAUUUGUUUUUCCAGUUACAUUAUUUUGUCAUCUAUCCCAAUACUUAAUAAAAAAAUUUACAUAAAUUCCAUUUAAACACAAAGAUUUCAAGUGUUUUGGAUGAGCACUAUUAAGAGCCUGGUUUUGAAGGGUGGGAGAGAUGACUCAGCUGUUAAGAAUGCUUUCUGCUCUUCCAGAGGACCAGAGUUCAGUUCCCAGCACCCUCGUCGGGCAACUCAAAACCACCUGUAACUCCAGCUCCAAAGGAUCCAAUGCCCUCUUCUGGCCUCCAAAGGCACCUGACCAUGUGUGGCAUACAUACACUUAAAUAAAAGUAAAUUUUUAAAGAA
Molecule: messenger RNA, 9398 nt
Organism: Rattus norvegicus (Norway rat)
Lineage: Eukaryota; Metazoa; Chordata; Mammalia; Rodentia; Muridae
Gene: Raph1
Product: Ras association (RalGDS/AF-6) and pleckstrin homology domains 1
Biological process (GO): signal transduction
Cellular component (GO): plasma membrane; cell leading edge; cytoskeleton
Source: RefSeq, a predicted model, not a curated record